Messenger RNA from Panicum hallii, 817 nucleotides. Its product is annotated as E3 ubiquitin-protein ligase SINA-like 2. Lineage: Eukaryota; Viridiplantae; Streptophyta; Magnoliopsida; Poales; Poaceae. The record is from RefSeq and is a predicted model, not a curated record. Bases 101 to 817 code for a protein of 238 amino acids. Gene Ontology annotation, cellular component: cytoplasm. Gene Ontology annotation, molecular function: zinc ion binding; ubiquitin protein ligase activity. The transcript has a single exon.
CAUUCUAAAUGAAUUUGUCACUGUAGAAAGUACAGAUAAAAUCCAGCACGACGUACUGGUAAUCCUAAAUCCCUACAAUGCCAAUGCCGUUUCAGUUUCAAUGACACUUCGUUUGGUUUGCUUUCUGCUUAUAUUUUUGGUUGGCAUGCAGUGCACGAAAGGCCACAUCUCAUGUUCAGGGUGCUGCACGGACGGGGCUAUGGCCGACGAGUGCGAGUGCCUGAUGUGCCGUGAGCCGGAGACCGCCACCCGCUGCCGCGCCAUGGAGCGCGUCCUCGCCGGCGUGUCCGUGCCGUGCCCGUUCCGGCAGCACGGGUGCGCCGAGAUGAUCCCCUACGCGAGCAAGGAAGCCCACGAGGGGUCGUGCCGCUACGCCCCUUGCCACCGUCCCAUCCCCAGCUGCACUGGCUACGCCGGCAAGUCCCUGGUCGACCACGUCCAGGUUGACCACCCUGACGUGCACCGCACCCGCGUCAAGCCUGGCUGCCUCACGGCGCUGAGGAUGCGCUCGUCCGAGCAGGCCCGCAUGCUGUGGCUCGACAACUGCGCGGAGCUCCUGCUCGUCGCCGGCACGGACGUGCCGGGGGGCCGUUCGCUGUCCAUCGUGUGGCUCAUGGACGAGCUGUUUGAGGUUGAGGAUGAGCUCAAGUACAGGAUCGAGGUGGUCGGCAAGGACGGCGUGCUCUCACUGUCCGGUCCGACCAAGGGCGUCGAGCGGUUCGACAGGCCGUACCAAGCCAGCGCUUUUCUGUUCGUCCCGAACGCCAUCUGGGACUCCCAUCCGGAGGACAUCCCCGUGUUCAUCCACCUGAAAUGA